Messenger RNA from Paramecium primaurelia, 1324 nucleotides. NCBI's taxonomy places the organism in Eukaryota, Ciliophora, Oligohymenophorea, Peniculida, Parameciidae. The record is from the annotation of a GenBank genome assembly.
AUGGAUAUGCUCUCUUUUUCUUGUGUACGACCACAUACUAUCUUUUCUAAAACAUAUUACUUAAAAGUAAUAGAAGAUGAAGUUAUAAUUUCUGCAGUAACUUAAUUAUGUUAUUUAUUUAGUUCAACAAUUUCAAGAAUCCAAAAUAUAAAAUAGAACUUAAAUUAUCAACUUAAAUAGUUUGGAAAAUGGGGAAAUAAAAUUUAAAAGCAUUUGGAAUAUUUUAUCAGAAUAAAAUCAAAUAUUUUGAAGCUUAACAUAGUUAUUUGGAAUAAUUAAAAAAAUUGAUUGGAGGACGAGUAAUCUAUAGAAAUAUGGCAUCUUUUUAUGAACCAAUAUAAUUUAUUGGAGAAGGAAUGUCAGCAAAAGUAUAUUAAUUAAUAAAUUAACAAUUUUAGGUAUUUCGAAGUAUAGAGAAAUUAACCAAUAAGGUUGUAGCAGUAAAAAUGAUUAAACAAGAGUUUGGGAGAGAAGAACAGGCUUUAGUAAGUUUUUAAAUAAAAUUUAAUUAGGACAUAGUCAAAACAGAAGUAAAAAUAUUGUAGUCACUUAAUCAUCCCAACAUAAUAAAAGUGCUUGAAGUUUAUGAAAAUGACUAGACUUUUUGGAUUGUAUAAGAGUUUGUUCAAGGAACACCUUUAAGUGAAAUUUUAAAAUAAAAACUACCAACAGAAUAGAUAAAGAUGAUAAUGAUCGUAUAUAAACAUGAUAUAUUAAUAGGGUUUGUUAAAUACUGUAAGUUAUUUGCAAUCACUAAGAAUUGUACAUAGAGAUAUUAAACCAGAAAAUAUUAUAGUAUAAAAAGAUGGUUCAAUUAAAGUAAUUGAUUUUGGAUUUGCAGCAAAUUUGAAAUUUGGAUCUGUAAGUAGUGUAUGUGGGACACCAGGUUAUUAUGCACCUGAAGUACUUAGAUAAAAAGAAUCAAGUUUUAAUUCUGAUAUGUUCAGUGUUGGAGUUGUGUUAUUUAAUUUGUAAUUAUAUAUAUAUCUAUAUUAGAAUAACAAAUCAACCUAUGCUUAAAUCAAAGAUGUAUAAUCCUUAAUAAUAUGUGGCAGAUGAAGAAGCAGCUGAUUUAUUGAAAUAAAUAUUGGAAGUAGAUCCAGCAAAACGAUUUACAGCUUAAUAAGCAUUAUAACAUCCUUAUUUUAAAGGAUUUUAUUAAAUAAAUGAGAAACAAGAUAUUCAUUAUUCAUCUGAACAUCAAAUAUUACAAUAAUAAUUACAAAUUAAUUAAUAACAACAAUAUUAACCAAAAAAAAGUAAUAAAAGUUUAGAUGCUAAAACAAUCAAAUCUCUUCGAACUACUAACAUAAUGGAUUAAUGA